Messenger RNA from Closterium sp. NIES-65, 1578 nucleotides. Lineage: Eukaryota; Viridiplantae; Streptophyta; Zygnematophyceae; Desmidiales; Closteriaceae. The record is from the annotation of a GenBank genome assembly.
AUGCGCGAGGCGAACGAACGUUACGCGGAAGAAUUUCUGGUGCGUGUGUGCGCGCGUGCGUGUGUGCGUCCAUGGGAGCUGUCCCACCCGCACCUUGUGCGGCUGCACUGCGCCUCAAAAGUCCACCCGCAUCUCGUGCGUGGGUGGGAUCCCAUGCAUCUGGACCUCACCCAUCCAUCUGGACACAUGGGAUCCCUUCCACCUCACCCAUCCUUCUGGACACAUGGGAUCCCUUCCACCUUACCCAUCCUUCUGGACACAUGGGAUCCCUUCCACCUUACCCAUCCUUCUGGACACAUGGGAUCCCUUCCACCUUACCCAUCCUUCUGGACACAUGGGAUCCCUUCCACCUCACCCAUCCUUCUGGACACAUGGGAUCCCUUCCACCUCACCCGCCACCCCCUACCAACCCCUCUCGUGCAGAGAGAGGUGAUCGUGCUGGGGCGGCUGUCGCACCCGCACCUCGUGCAUCUGCACGGCUACUGCAUGGAGGGGAACGAGGCUCUGCUCGUGUACGAGUUCAUGACUGGGAGCAGCCUCGACAAGGCGCUAUUAGACAGUGAGUGGGGUGCUUGGCCAGUGGAGUGGGGUGCUACGGGUGGUGCGAGCGGAGAGCUCACGCUCACCUGGAACAUGCUGCUCAAGGUGGUGGUGCAGGUAGCAACAGAGGCCCUGGCGCCCUGCCGUGCGAGCGGAGAGCUCGUCUUCAGCUGGAGCAUGCGGCUUAAGGUGGCGGUGCAGGUGGCAGCAGAGGCGUACAUGCACCUGGGAGACGAGGUGACUUCUGAGUCGACUCAACGUACGAGUGGAGAGCUCUUCUUCAGCUGGAGCAUGCGGCUCAAGGUGGCGGUGCAGGUGGCAGAGGCACUGGCGUUUUUGCACGGAGCCAACUUCAUUCACCGGGACUUAAAAGCAUCCAACGUGCUGCUUUCACCUGAAUACGAUGCGAAGCUGACAGACUUCGGCAUGGUGCGAGUGGGGCCGGAUAGGCAGCUGCAGUCAAUCGUAUCUACGCGCAUCAUGGGCACUCGGGGCUACACGGACCCCUCAUACAUGGAGACAGGACACCUGGGAGCCAAGAGUGACGUCUACUCCUUUGGCGUUCUCCUGUUAGAGCUGGUAACCGGGAGGAGAGUGGUGGACGAGGGAGAAAAAAUGGUCAUCGAGUGCAGAACACGCCUCUCCGACCUCACACGUAAAGCCGCGGAAUACAUCGAUCCGCAUCUUGGUAACCAGUACCCGGAGCGGGGCGCCCGAGGCUUGGCGACUCUGGCUCGGCACUGCGUGGCGGACGAUCGGAGGACCCGGCCUGAGAUUGGGGCUGUACUGGAGAAACUGAAGCUGUUGGUGAGGGCGUGUGAGAGUGAUGAGGCAGAGGCAGCAGCUGAAACUGCAGCAUUGGAGAGGGGGGGGCUAGGGUCAGUAGAAAGGGGCGGUAUGGAGGUGACUGGAGAUGCGGCAGCUAAAGCUGCAGCAUUGGAGGCAGGGGAAUCAGGGUCAGAAGGGGGGCAUACGGAGGUGACUGGAGGUGAAGAGGGGCCUUUGGUGGCUGUGGCACCAGUGGUGGUUGUUGCUUGA